Messenger RNA from Scatophagus argus, 4471 nucleotides. Its product is annotated as phosphatase and actin regulator 1-like. Gene Ontology annotation, biological process: stress fiber assembly; cell motility. Bases 286 to 2061 code for a protein of 591 amino acids. The record is from RefSeq and is a predicted model, not a curated record. Gene Ontology annotation, molecular function: actin binding. The transcript is spliced from 12 exons. Lineage: Eukaryota; Metazoa; Chordata; Actinopteri; Scatophagidae.
UCUGCCAUUCACUACUCACCCUCUUUUUUAUUAUUAGCUCACUUGGAUCUGGAAGCAGUGCUUUUCUUCCCUCGGCAGCAGUGACUUUUGCAUUGCGCAACCGAGUAGCUGCACAUAUUGGGAUCUCAGGUAAAGGUGUGGGGAUACAGCAGAGAGAGAGAAGCGACUGGCUUGUGGUCGAUGCUGCCGUAGGUCAGGUAGGACUCAAUUGAUGGGCCCUUUAAUUUAAAUCCGCUUGGUCGUAACAACGCGCACUGAAGCUCUGCUCUCGUUUUCGCGUUCCCGAUGUUCAAGGCGGCCAAUUACCCGACGGUGGAUCCUGCGCCCACCAUCAUGAGCGGCACUUGGUUUAGCUGUCGAGAAAACACGCCCGUGGCGGUGGAGAAACCUAAGAAAAAGGCGUUCAGCCUAGUCAAAAUAAUGUCACUCGGCCACAAGAAAGGGCACGGUCAGCAUCCGCACCACAACAACAACAUGCCCUUUACGAUCCACUGUCACAUCGGGAAAGAGAUAAAGCACAUUUGCAGCAAUUGCAGUCGCGGGAACGACACGCAGGACGCUGAGGAAGUAGAGAGGCUGGCCGCCAUGCGUUCCGAGUCCUUGGUCUCUGGCACCCACACUCCUCCCAUCCGUCGCCGGAGCAAGUUCGCCACUCUGGGACGCCUCCUCAAGCCCUGGAAAUGGAGGAAGAAGAAGAGUGAGAAGUUCAAACAGACAUCUGCUGCUCUGGAGAGGAAGAUGUCCAUGCGGCAGAGCAGAGAUGAGUUGAUCAAGAGAGGAGUACUGAAAGAGAUCUUUGAAAAAGCGACCAUUGAGUUCAGAUCUUCGAUGGAUGGUGGGAUUGGCACUCAGGAGCCCUCUGUUAAGUCAUCGAUGACCCUGUCCAGCAAGAAAUCUGUCACCUUCCCAGGUGAUCUUCAGGAUACCCCCGCCAAGCCGCCGCUGUACCACAAACAGCCUCCUGCUCUCCCUCCAAAGCCUUUCUCUAGGAUCCCAAACCAUAGCACAGAUUCUUGCCAGCCAAUGAAGUUGCCCUGUAUGCCUGGGGGAAAGCACUCUCCACCUCUGCCUCCCAAGAAAGUGAUGAUUUGUGUGCCUCCAGGGGGCCUGGACUCUACAUCCCCUUCCCCAUCCCCCAAUCCCCUCAGCACUCUCUCCCAAAAGUGCGCCCCUUCGCAGGGCAUGUCCCUUCACCAUGGCACCCUGCUGCCCUCUCAGCUCGCCGGUCUGUCCAGUCUUCACCAGAGCCACGGUCACCCACUCCAGCUACAGUAUGGCAGUUUGCAUGGGCCCAGUCGCAUCAUCGAGGAGCUCAAUAAAACCCUGGCACUCUCCAUGCAGAGGUUUGAAAGCUCUGCAUUGCAUGGUCUCGGUCAGUGUGUUCCCUUGGACAGAAGAGAAGUCCCGUCUGUGAUCAUCGACUAUGAAGAUGACAAGGAAAACAUGCCCAACGAGUCUGACUAUGAAGACCUGCCCAGCAUGUACAAGGACGAGGACGAUGUUGACGAUGAUGAGGACGAUGACGAUGAAGAUGAUGACUCCAUAUUUACAAGUAGCCUGGCUCAGAAGGUGCUGAGGAAGGACUCUCUGGCCAUCAAGCUGAGUAACCGUCCAUCCAAAAGAGAGCUGGAAGAGAAAAACAUCCUGCCCAUGCAGACAGAUGAGGAGAGACUGGAAUCAAGGCAGCAGAUAGGCACCAAACUCACAAGGCGCUUGAGUCAGAGACCCACAGCGGAGGAGCUGGAACAGAGGAACAUCCUCAAACCUCGCAAUGAGCAAGAGGAAAUGGAGGAGAAGAGGGAGAUAAAACGAAGGCUAACGCGAAAGUUAAGCCAGAGGCCCACUGUAGAGGAGUUGAGACAGGCCAAAAUUCUCAUCCGAUUCAGUGACUACGUGGAGGUGUCAGAUGCCCAGGACUACGACAGGCGGGCAGAUAAGCCCUGGACCAGGCUCACAGCUGCUGACAAGGCAGCUAUACGGAAAGAACUCAACGAUUUCAAGAGCAAUGAGAUGGAAGUGCACGAGUCGAGUCGCCAUUUAACCAGGUUUCACAGACCAUAGUAGACCACCACACACUGUCUCGAGCAGUGCCGGACCGGCGCUCUCCUCCACUGAGAACCUUAAGUGCUGGACAGUAAAAUGGUGCCCGUUUCUACAAUAAGGCCAUGUCUUCUGAAAUGCCUUUUCAAGACCCACACAACUGAGUCGGUACUACACUCCAAGAUGCAGAAACCCACUACUCCAUCCACCGUAGUAGCACAUAAUGACUCCAGUUGAUUCACAUCGCCCCUCUAUGGAAUUUGCUCGACUGUCUCUAAACCUCUCUGCUGAGCUCUCAGGCAGGCGCUCAGUUUCUGUGGCGACUGGACAGCGCGGGGAGUUUUUGUUGCCAAUUGACUGACAUUUUCGACAUCUAACGGAGGGCAACUGUACCUCGGUUCAUCACUAAACACCAGUGGAUUUGUCUCAGUGGACGUAUUUUUAUCCCUCUUCUUUAUUAUGCUGUCACUCCUCUAGCCUGUAUGCACAGCUCUGUGCAGGGAUGCAUGGUUGACUGUUCUGAGCUCACAAUAUCAGCAGGAAAUCCAUCUUAACUCCACCUGCUGGGACUUUGGAAACAGCUUAGAAAGACACACAGAAGGGCAGGGAGGGGUCCAACAUUAGAAUCAUGUGCAAUAUUUUUUUUUUCUUCUGCUUUUUCUAGGCUAUAGCACCCCCUAGAGUCCGUUGUGUGUCCUUACUACGUAGUCCUGACUUUUCUUCUUCUUCUUCCCUCAUACGUGCAAUUCUCACUGUACCGACAAUGUUGACAUCUUAUUGCUAACUGUGAAUUUGAGAGUUUGGGCAAAGUGCCUGCGCUCUCUUCAAAUGUACAUUUUGUUUAUACUGAAGAAAAGUUACAUUUAAAGAAGAACCAUGCCUGACCAAGUUUCAUUCAUUUCACAGUCUUAUAAAUUUAAUGUAAAAAAUUUGCAGCUGGCAGAUAUAUUCUGGCUCCAGUGUGUUGCAACAAUUAUCUGUUUUCUAUAUAUAUUUUUUUUGUCUUUAAUAGAGGCACUUGAAUCAUAAAUGAUUAAUUUAGAUGUUUUUACAUGUCCCAGUUUGAGAGCUGGCUCACCUCAUUGUUAUCGCUGAUAUUUUUUGUUUGCAGCGGCGUGUUUAAUCUUUGCUCAUGAUGUGCAUUGUGUUAUACACUUUACUUUUAUACUCAUAAGCUUUUGACCAAGCAAUAUCUGUUGUUUGCAGAGAAAAGGUUAAACUACAGGUGUAAUCCCCAACAUUUUUUUUUACUGUGCUUAUACACUACUCCUUCCUUCAGGGUUUUAAGUUUCUUUUUUACUUACUUUAGGAAGGCUUUAUUCAGGUGGACUUUUCUGGAUUUUGCUCAACUGAGCCACCAAAAACACCUUUGACAGGUUACCAACACAUUCGGACAAGAUUUAAUUUUCAAGUCUGCGAUUGAACACAACGAUGCAUUUAGUGAAUUCAGUCAGGAUUUUUUUUUCCCUUUUAAUUUUUAAAAGUUCUUUGCACUGUUAGGCGUUUGGCUUUAUAAUGGUCACUGUUUAAGGUCAGGGCUCAAGUGUGUAAAAAUACUGUUGGAUUUCUGAUCUGUGACCAUUUUGUUCUCUUCACUUUAACGGUCUUGUUAACUGAUCACUGAUCCUACACCAGUACACCAGUAUUCCAGCGCUCAUAAGCUUUAUGUACACAGAAUAUUUUUUAUUACUUUUUACUGUAUUACUUUUAAAGUUGCAAUAUAAAAUUCUUGUCAGAUGAAGAGAAGUUAUAGAGGUGAAUGGCUGUCAGCUGCCUAAUACAAUGCAUCUGUCUGCAAAGGAAAAUGUCUUCAUCCUUAUUUUCAAGGUCUCCGUCAGCGAUGGAUAUUUGUCCCAAUGAAACCUGGGAACUGAGAACACAGAAAUUUGUUUUGCACUUUAUGGUUUUUUUGUGAAAUGAUAGGAGUUUUGUUAGAGUUUUGAGCUGUUUCUCCUGAGUAUCAGUACACAGGUCACUUCACAUUGCUCCUUUUUUUUUUUUUUUUUUUUUUUAAAAAAAGAAAAAAACAAAUCACAAUUUCAUUGGGCUGUGUAAUCUCAGAGCCUUUGAAAUAUGUGGUAUUUUUUUGUGUUAAAACCAGCUUCUGUAUGAUUCCAGCAUCAUGCCAUUGUUUGAAAUUUUUCCAUCCAUAUAGGCUCAAUACAGAGCAUAAAUAUUAAUGAGUUCAUACAAAUACACUCCUGUUGUGAUUUCAGCUCUAAGAAACAAACCUGAGCCACCGGGCUGAGCAUGAGCUUUUUCCGCUUUGCUGGAAUCAAGGAAUAUGAAUUCAGCAAUAAUCUGUUUCCUUUUACAUGUCGGUGGAGCAACUGAAUGAAUUUGAAGGUGUUCCUUUUUUUUUUUCAUUUUUGAAAUACAGAAUACCAUGUAAAGGAUACUUCAUGCCAAUUAAAUUCCAUCUCUGAAUGCA